GGCUCGUCCUAAGGGCGGUUGUUCGCGAGAGCCACUCGGACGUCUCGAUCAUGGAUCGCCUGGAUCUUUUCCUGCGGAUCCCCUGGAACUUCGCCGAAGGAAGGAUCCCCCGUGGGUCCGGGGAGCGGAGGGUGGCUAGACUCCGAAGGGCUUCAGACUGCAGGAUCUUCUUCCUCCCGGCGCUUCUUUUGCUCCUCUUGCGCAGCGGCUACUCCGAUGGACACACCCAUUCUCUGCUUUAUCUGUACACUGCCGUAUCAGAAUCCAUUGGGGACCUGCCCCAGUUCACUGCUCUGGGCUAUGGGGAUGGCUUCCUUGCUGGUUCCUACAACAGCAUCACCGAGCGGGCCAUGUCCCGAGCGCCCUGGAUGAAGAAGAUUGAGGAAGAAGACCCCCACUUCUGGAACUGGAUGACCAAGAGAGCUUCCCAUUCUGGGCAGCGUUUCAGGAAGGACCUGGAGAAUAUCCUGCAGCAGAACAACCAAAGCCGAGAGCUUCACGUCUGGCAGCGGCUUUACGGCUGUGAGCUGGUGGAAGAUGGGAGCGAGAGAGGGUAUGAUCUCUACGCUUACGAUGGGAAGGACUUUCUCAGUUUCAACAAGGCCACCCUCAACUGGACGGCAGCCAACGCUGAGGCCGAAGUGACCAAGAAGAAAUGGGAUGCUGACUUGGACAGGGGUUGGCGCAAGAAGAUUUACCUGGAAGGGGAGUGCUUUGCCUGGCUGAAGAAAUAUCUGGACUACGGCACAGAAACUCGGGCAAGGAAGAAGCCCCCAGUGGUGACGAUGAGCAGCAGGACUGAGGUUGACGGCAUGGAAAGUCUCCUCUGCCGAGCCUACGGCUUCUACCCCAAAGAGAUCGAUGCCUUCUGGAGGAGAGAUGGAGAGGUCUGGCUGGAAGACACCCUCCAGGGGUCCGUGGCCCCCAACUCAGAUGGGACCUACCACUACUGGCUCAGCAUCCGGAUCGAUCCCAAAGAGAGGAGCCACUACCGGUGUCACGUUGAGCAUGACGCCCUGCAGGAGCCGCUGGACAUACCCAUGGAAGAAGCUGUUUUAACUGGUGUGUAUUUCAGAAGGGAAGGAGGAAUGGUGAUUGCUGUCAUUCCAUUGGUGGUAUUCAUUGGAUGUAUUGUAUAUUGUGUGAAGAAAAAGGCAAAAGAUGAAGAAGAAGAGUCCACCACUUCAGACGAUGAUCUUGAAGAAGUGAAGGAUAAUAGGUAGCCUUUGGCUUACAACCGAAACUGGGACCAGAAUUUGCACCACUAAGCCAUGAGAAAGAUCGAGACUGUGGAACUUUGGGUCCAUUUAAUUGAAGGAAACAUCAUCACUAGGAUUUUCUAUAACCAAACUUGCUACACAGAUGACUUACUCUCUGGAGACAAAUACUGUGAGGAUAAGACAUCCCUAACACCCCUCGGUGUUUGU
Molecule: messenger RNA, 1427 nt
Organism: Thamnophis elegans (Western terrestrial garter snake)
Lineage: Eukaryota; Metazoa; Chordata; Lepidosauria; Squamata; Natricidae
Product: major histocompatibility complex class I-related gene protein-like
Exons: 6
Coding region: 51-1223 (390 amino acids)
Biological process (GO): immune response
Cellular component (GO): external side of plasma membrane
Source: RefSeq, a predicted model, not a curated record